AUGUUCAAUGUGGCAUUGGAUGAUGUUCGUGUGCUGGAACAUGCAACUGUCAAAGUACCGUACGAAACAUUGAAUAAACGAUAUCGCCACGCACAGAAACAGAUUGAUCGUGAUUCGGCUCAAUUGCUUGCGUGUGUUGGCGAACUCGAUCGAUCGACACAGUCAGCGACAACACUCGAGACACUUAAACGAGUACUUGAACGUGCAAUAACAUUGAAACGAAAAGCUCGCGAAUUACGCGAUGAUGAAAUCGAAUGUCUACAAGCGGUUAAACGACGUGUGGAUCAUCUGAAAGAAUAUGAUAAAAGUUCGUUAUCGAAAAUGGAGAUUUGGCGACGACAACGCUACGAACGUAUACUCGUCGACUUUCUCUUCCGAACACGAUGCUUCGAAACCGCUCAAGCUCUAGCCAAAGCAACAGGCAUUGAGCAAUUGGUCAAUUCAGAAAUCUAUUUGGCUGGUCGGGAAAUCGAGGACUCAUUGAUGCGCCGUGAUGUUUCCAAAUGUUUGGCUUGGUUCAAUGAAAAUAAAACGAAACUAAAGAAAAAUGGCAGUACUCUUGAUUUUUGUAUUCAUUUACAAGAAUUUAUUGAACUAGUCCGGAAAAAUCAAUCUUCCGAAGCCAUAGCACAUGCACGAAAGCAUUUGAACGGUCCUGUACCAGAACAACAUCUAAGCGAAUUCCAAUCAGCUAUGGGUCUGCUAGUUUUAUCACAGAGAUCGAGACAGGAACUGAAUAAUGAAUAUCAAACAUUACUCGAUGAGAAUCGUUGGAAUAAAUUAAUUGAUCAAUUUCGUCUCGAUAUGUUUAAAUUAAAUCAAAUGGGCCAACAAAGUAAAUUCACAGCUGUUUUACAAAGUGGUCUAUCCGCUCUGAAGACACCAACAUGUUUUGAUAAAGUAUCGUCCGUAAAAAAUCCUAAUUGUCCUGUAUGUAAUGUUCAUUUAAAAACAAUUGCUAAAGUCUUACCGUACGCACAUUGUUCCGUAUCGAAACUCAUCUGUGCACAAUCACGUGAACCGAUAAACGAAAGUAAUCCACCACUAAUGUUACCAAAUGGUUACGUUUAUGGCUCGAGAACUCUUCAAGCUAUGGCUGCAGUCAACAAUGGCAAGGUGACUUGUCCACGCACGAAAGAAACUUACGAUUUAUCGCAAGCCGAAAAAGUGUAUAUCAUUCUUAAACCGGCCGGAUAUUGGUUUAAGCAACGUGGUUAUACAGAUUCAGCAUUAGAUCGUCGUACGGCAACAACAACAGGUCAAAUGCUCUAUCAAAUUAUUGAUCCGAGACCGGCACAAAUCGAUUUCACGGAUAAUUUACCACCUACGCCGCCUGCACCUUCUGUCGUUGCUGCUAAUCGGCGGCGAGAAACUUAUAAUAAUCGCUACUCGGAACAUGAUAAUCGAAAUAUUAUACAGAAUUACGGCGAAUAUUUUGGUCGAGGUUUUGGUAAGCGUCUCACACCUCAAUCAGCACGUCACCGCCAAGAAUGGUCUCUUGCUCAUGAUCCUCUUCCACUGCAUCCCGAUCGAAGUGUAACUCAACGAGACUAUCGUGGACUGCCCACACUUGAAAAUCAACGGUUAUCAUCGACGUCUAUGUUGACACACGCUCGUCAAAAGUCAAGUGGUAGUUGGAUGAGAAGCUGCUAUGAUGACUAUGGACGAGACAUCGAACACAUACCCAACGAAUUGAUUUAUCGUGAUGACUACAAACGCAUGCCAAUCCAUCCAUGGCACUAUUGA
Adineta ricciae is the source of this 1746-nucleotide messenger RNA. NCBI's taxonomy places the organism in Eukaryota, Metazoa, Rotifera, Eurotatoria, Adinetida, Adinetidae. The record is from the annotation of a GenBank genome assembly.